AUGGAGCAGCAACCACAGAUAAUCUCCAGUCUAAUUACGUUACUGGUAUUAUUACUGUCGAUCCAACUCCGGUAUCAAAGAUUGGUAUUAACGGUAGGUUUUUUAUCUGUAAGACUAGUGAGACUUUCACUUAAAGAAGAACACAUAAUCUUGACGUAUAUCUGUACACUAGAUAUGGAAGUCGAUUAUGUUGAAAAUGAACUAUCAAUAUUUUGCACACUCAUUGAUAAAAUUCGGAUGUAUGAUCCUGACAUAUUGGUUGGGUAUGAGCUUAACAAUUCUUCAUGGGGGUAUCUUAUCGAGCGUGCGGCAGCAAAUGGAAUGAAUUUGGUAAACGAGUUAUCUCGGAUUCAACAAGAGUCAGAUAUAAUCGCCCGCGACAGCUGGGGCUAUAAGAAAGCUUCUGUUUUUCGGGUUGUAGGACGACAUAUGAUUAAUGUCUGGCGCCUAAUGAAAGGAGAGAUGAGUCUUACAAGCUAUACUUUUGAAAAUAUUGCUUAUCAUUUACUGCGUUAUCGGACCCCUUACUACUCUAAUGAAACGUUGACCACAUGGAAUAAACGGUGCGUGCCUGUGCUCAAACACAGGUUAUAUCGAUACUACGCCGACAGAGCCAAAAUGAAUCUUGAUAUGCUAGAUGUAGCUGACAUAAUAAAAAGAACGUCAGAGUCUGCGCGUAUUUUUGGUAUCGAUUUUUAUUCAGUUCUGGUGCGAGGAUCUCAAUUCAGAGUCGAAUCAAUCAUGUUUCGUAUUGCCAAGCCAGAAAAUUAUGUUCUAAUCACACCGAGCAGAAAGCAAGUUGGAGAACAGCGAGCGAUUGAAUGUCUACCUUUGACAUUAGAGCCUAAUUCACAAUACUACAAUAGCCCAGUUGUUGUUUUGGAUUUCCAAUCCUUGUACCCUUCAAUCAUGAUUGCAUACAAUUACUGCUAUUCCACAUGUCUAGGGCGAGUUCGAGCUCCAGGAGAUGACACUGCAUUUGGUGUUUGUAAACUAGAUAUUCAAAAGGAACUUUUUGAGACCUUGAAAGAUAAUAUUAUUGUAUCUCCAAAUGGCGUGAUGUAUGUAGAUCAUUCUAUUCGAAAAGGCUUACUUGGAAAGAUGCUGGAAGAUAUAUUGAAUACAAGAGUGAUGGUGAAAAGAUCAGCGAAAGACUACGUCGAUGAUAAGGGACUCUUGCGGAUGUUGGAUAUUCGUCAGUUGACACUAAAGCUUAUUGCAAAUGUCACUUAUGGUUACACUUCUGCUUCUUAUUCUGGCCGAAUGCCAGCCGUGGACAUAGCUGACAGUAUUGUUCAGACCGGAAGAGAGACGAUGGAAAGAACUAUCAAAUUUAUAAAUGAGCAUCCAACGUGGGGUGGCAAGGUGGUUUAUGGAGAUACGGAUAGUGUGUUUAUCCAUUUUCCAGGAAAAACUCGUAGCGAAGCUUUUACUCUUGGCAACGAAAUUUCGGAGCAAAUUACUAAAAUGAAUCCUGCACCGAUCAAGUUAAAGUUUGAAAAGGUAUACCAUCCAUGUGUGUUACUAGCAAAGAAGCGAUAUGUUGGCUCCAAAUACGAAUUCCCUACUACUCUAGAACCUGAGUUUGAAGCAAAGGGUAUUGAGACAGUAAGGCGAGAUGGCACAGCGGCCACUCAGAAAAUACUCAAGACAAGCUUAAAAAUGCUUUUUAAGACCCAAGAUAUGUCUCAAAUUAAAGAUUAUCUGUAUCGCCAAUGGACCAAGAUCUUAUCCAAUCGUGUUUGCUUACAGGACUUUAUUAUUGCUAAAGGAGUCCGGCUCGGAACCUACACCGAACAAAGUCUCCCUCCUGGAGCACAAGUGGCUUACAAAAGAAUGGAACAAGAUCCACGUGCAGAGCCUCAGUAUGGCCACCGAGUUCCUUAUGUUGUUAUAUACCGUGAUGGACCCAAUGCAAAAUUAAACGAACAAGUUGUUCAUCCAGAAGAACUACUUUCUGAUAACUCCCUUCGUUUGAAUGCAGAAUAUUAUAUUCUAAAACAAAUUAUCCCUCCUCUUUCCAGGGUAUUUAAUUUGAUAGGUGUAGACAUCAAGGGAUGGUAUGAUGAGAUGCCUAGAUCUCAGAAAGCAAUGGCCUUGUCAUUUUCUCAUUAUUUCGGAAACGAAGCAAGAAAAAUCAACAGAAUAGAUCAAUACUACACAAGUAGUCACUGUAUUAUUUGCCGAGAUAUCACUAGUCAACCCAUAUGCCCAAGUUGUUUGAAGCAAACUUCUAAAUCAAUAUUUACACUGAUUUCAAGACAAAAAGAAGCCCAAAAGAAAUGGAACAACAUAUCAUUGAUAUGCAACAGUUGUUCACAGUUACCACCUGUACUAUCCAAUUCUAUUGAGUCUGGAGAUACUGAACAUCCCUGUAAUUCACUAGACUGUAAAGUGUUUUAUGAAAGAAACAGGACCAAGAACGAUGUAUAUGCGUUGUCGAUAUAUGAUACUUUGAUUGACCAGUGGCCAGUCUUGGAUACAUAAUUCUAUAUUGCUGAUGAGCCCCACCACUAUCACCACCAUCCCAGAAUACCCCAGCAUAAAUUCAUACAUACACGCCAUUCAUUUUCUCGAAUAAACUGUUUUCAUAGGCCUCACCAAGU
Phycomyces blakesleeanus NRRL 1555(-) is the source of this 2606-nucleotide messenger RNA. RefSeq lists its product as hypothetical. Gene Ontology annotation, molecular function: DNA binding; nucleotide binding; DNA-directed DNA polymerase activity. Lineage: Eukaryota; Fungi; Mucoromycota; Mucoromycetes; Mucorales; Phycomycetaceae. Gene Ontology annotation, cellular component: nucleus; zeta DNA polymerase complex. Gene Ontology annotation, biological process: error-prone translesion synthesis; double-strand break repair via homologous recombination. The record is from RefSeq and is a predicted model, not a curated record. The transcript has 13 exons. Bases 1 to 2487 code for a protein of 828 amino acids.